UUUCAUAAUAAUUUUGAGUUUGUUAAAAAAAGUACUGUUGCUGAUGUUUGGGCAUUUGCAACUACACUUUGGGAAAUCUUUUCAUUGGGAUCUGAAAUUAGUGAUUUAAGUUUUGGAGAGUGUAAACAAUUUUAUUUAUCUGGGCGACGAUUGCAUAAACCGGAUGCUUGUCCUGAUGAUGUAUAUCUGCUCAUGAAGAACUGUUGGAAAAUCGAUCCUCAUAGUAGAAUACAAUCGCAAGAAAUUAUGCGAGAUAUGAAUCAAAUUUUAUAUGGAGUUUUUAACUCUAGAAGAACACACUCUUAUAGCACUGUAUACCCCAAAGGUUUUCGUGAUGUAAAUGGCUCAAAACAAAGUAUAUUUUCAACUGCAACGGAUGACACAUUUUUAAUACGAGAUGUUUUUUCUGCACAUGAUAUGGAACGUGAUAAUAAAUCACUUACAUCAGAUAUCAGUGGAAGCAAUGGAUUUUCAAUUUGGGACAAGGAUGAUCAUUUUGAUAGUUCAACAAUAUCUUGCAAUCUUACAUCAAGCCCUUCACUAGAUCUGAUGGAUGCAAUGCAAAUUAUAUUCGAACUCAGCUCAGAUUGUAAUUUAGUAUUGCAGGGUCGCAUUGGGCAGGGUUUUUAUGGAGAAGUGUAUAGAGGAAACUUGGAAAAGGAUAAAGAUACUGAACCGCAGUUAGUUGCUGUGAAGAAAUUGAAAACUAAUGCUUUAAAUUCAUGUUUACAAGAUUUUGAAAGAGAAAUUUCAAUAAUGAAGACUUUAAAACAUCCAAAUAUUGUUGAGAUCCUAUGUGUAUUUGAUGAACCUGAAAUAUCAUUAGUAAUGGAGUAUGUUGCCAAUGGUUCAUUACAAAGUUAUUUAAAAAUACAUCGUGAUAAAAUCAAACAACCACAGUUAUUGAAGUAUGCACUAGACAUCGCUGAAGGAAUGGAAUAUCUUGGAAAAAAGCACAUAGUGCAUCGAGAUUUAGCUGCUCGAAAUAUAUUGGUAGCUAAUGAAAAUUUAGUGAAAAUAUCAGAUUUUGGAUUAGCACAAGUUACUGGAGGCAAAGAAGAUUACUAUAUUCUGAAAACAAAUAGAGAUCUCCCAAUAAAAUGGUAUGCUCCAGAAAGUUUGUGUGAUGGUAAAUUUUCAUCCCGAUCUGAUGUGUGGUCCUAUGGUAUUACAAUGUUCGAAAUGUUUUCUUAUGGGGAGGAUCCGGUUCUGCCAAGUAUGUCGACAGUUGCAGCUUUGUCAUCAUCUGGAUUCAAUAAUUCAAAUUCUCAACUUCUUGGAGAAGUUGACAGUGUUAAUACUGAACCACCACAACACACCAUGUUCAAAAUUUUAAAAAGUGGAGAAAGACUGAAAUGUCCCAAAAGGUGUUCUAAUGAGAUUUAUUUAGAAUUAAUGCAUUCUUGUUGGAAAUUUUCACCUUCAGAGAGACGAACUUUUUCUGAAUUAACUGUUGUUUCUAGUGAAUUAUUAAGAAGAUCUAAAAAUGAAUUAGGAGACUUUUUAGGUUAAUAUACUAAACCUGGGAUAGCCUUACAAUAUACUCAACUACACAAUUAGAAUUAAAUUGGAUUAAGUAGUAAUAUUCUCUAAAUUUUAUUAGUUUGAUUUAU
This is a messenger RNA of Ctenocephalides felis (cat flea), 1613 nucleotides long. Its product is annotated as tyrosine-protein kinase hopscotch-like. The coding region runs from base 193 to 1512 and encodes 439 amino acids. Gene Ontology annotation, biological process: protein phosphorylation; cell surface receptor protein tyrosine kinase signaling pathway; positive regulation of kinase activity. NCBI's taxonomy places the organism in Eukaryota, Metazoa, Arthropoda, Insecta, Siphonaptera, Pulicidae. The transcript has 9 exons. The record is from RefSeq and is a predicted model, not a curated record. Gene Ontology annotation, cellular component: signaling receptor complex. Gene Ontology annotation, molecular function: ATP binding; transmembrane receptor protein tyrosine kinase activity.